AGUGUUCAUGAAUACUAAUCACAGAAAAAGGUCAAAGCUUUACAUUUCCUUUCCUCCUCCUCUUUCUUCUUAUUCUUCCUUCUUCUUCUUCCCAAAAGGUGCAUUUUGGGUUAUUUGCAGUGGGAAGAGGUCUGAAGGACCUGCGUGGAAAUAGCAACAAUUCAGCUGAAAAGGACCCCGCACCUAUAAAUCCAAAAUGUCAUGAAUCUCCCCGGCUUUAUGCUUUACCGGAGUUCUUUUGGGAUUGCGACAAACAUGGCGACGAAAUGAGGAGUAAUCGAGUGUAGAAAAACCCAAAAGGAUAUUUUCCAUUUCUAUGUGAUAAUAAUCUCAUAGAAUGGGUUGGUUGAGCAAGAUUUUUAAAGGUUCAAGCCAUAAAAUUUCACACGGGCGAUACCGUGGAAGAUCAAAUGAUGGCGGGGCUUGGAAUGAAACCUCAAAUUCUUUGCCGUUCUCAGGAUAUGAAAGUGAAGAUUUGGAUCAUGCUAUUGCACUUUCCCUUUUAGAGGAAGAGCAGAAAAAGGCAAAUGCUUCUGAAAUUGAAUUUAAUGUUGACGAAGAUGAACAGCUCGCUAGGGCUUUGCAAGAAAGCUUAAAUGCCGAAUCACCUCCGCGACAAAGUAUAGACUCGCCCCCUCGAAAAAGUAUAGAAUCUCCUUCACCAGAAAAUAUCGAAUCACCUCCCCGACAAAAUAUCGAAUCUCCUCCUCGACAAACUAUCGAAUCACCUCCUCGGCAAAACAUAGAAUCACCUCCUCGUCGAAAUGGGCCCAUCUAUCAGCCACCAUCUUUCUUCUUCCCCACGCAGUCCAGGGUUUGUGCUGGGUGCCAAAAUGAAAUUAGUUACGGACGAUUCCUCAGCUGUAUGGAUGCCGUUUGGCACCCGGAUUGUUUUCGAUGUUAUGCUUGUGAUCAACCAAUAACUGAUUAUGAGUUCUCUAUGCAUGGAGAUUACCCCUAUCACAAGUCUUGCUACCGGGAUCUGUAUCACCCAAAAUGUGAUGUUUGUAGACAAUUUAUUCCACCUAAUAUGAAUGGGCGCAUCGAGUACCUAGCGCAUCCAUUUUGGAUGCAAAAGUAUUGUCCUUCACAUGAGCGCGAUGGCACUCCGAGAUGCUGCAGUUGCGAAAGAAUGGAGGUUAGAGACACGAAAUAUGUUACGUUGGACGAUGGGCGGAAGCUGUGUCUCGAAUGUUUGAAUUCUGCAGUAAUGGAUACACAUGAGUGCCAACCUCUCUAUCUCGAUAUUCGGGAAUUUUUCGUAGGUUUAAACAUGAAAGUAGAUCAGGAGAUUCCAUUGCUUUUGGUUGAGAGACAAGCCCUGAAUGAAGCCAUGGAAGGAGAAAAACAAGGACACCAUCACCUUCCUGAAACUAGAGGUCUUUGCCUAUCAGAAGAGCAAGUUGUCAGCACAAUACUGCGGCGGCCAAGGUUUGGGUCAGAAUCUGAAGUGGUUGAGAUGAUUACAGAACCAUAUAGGCUUACCAGACAGUGUGAAGUAACAGCAAUUCUCAUUCUCUAUGGUUUACCAAGAUUACUGACAGGGUCUAUUCUUGCGCAUGAAAUGAUGCAUGCAUGGCUACGACUUCAAGGCUAUGGAGGCCUCAGUCCAGAAGUGGAAGAAGGCAUUUGUCAGGGUCUAGCUCACAUGUGGAUUGAAUCUGAAAUCAUGUCUGGCUCUGGGAGCGAUUUUGCUUCUUCUUCGUCGUCAACUUCCUCGUCCAAAAAGAGCUCAAGAUCGCAAUCCGAGAGAAAGCUCGGAGAAUUCUUCAAACGACAAAUCGAAGCAGAUUCUUCUCCUGUAUAUGGAGAUGGUUUUCGUGACGGAAAUGAGGCAGUGAUCAAGUAUGGUCUCAGGACUACUCUUGACCAUAUAAAGUUGACUAAAAAUUUUCCAUACUGAUUAUAUAAAAGCCUGAUUUUUUCUCUUCAUGUAAGUUCCAAAGCUCAGACUUUUGAGUUUUCCAUUCAGCAAUGACUGCAUAAACCAAAGUUAACAUAGAAAAAUGAUAUGUU
Molecule: messenger RNA, 2016 nt
Organism: Phalaenopsis equestris
Lineage: Eukaryota; Viridiplantae; Streptophyta; Magnoliopsida; Asparagales; Orchidaceae
Product: protein DA1-related 1-like
Exons: 12
Coding region: 338-1903 (521 amino acids)
Molecular function (GO): ubiquitin binding
Source: RefSeq, a predicted model, not a curated record